AUGGUAUUUCUUGCGUCGAUUGAUACCCCUUCUCCAAAAGCUUCAAAAAGCAAAAUGCCGUCCAGCGCGUCUUUCCCACCACCAAAGGACUUUCUGUCCUACCCAGACGUCGAGGAGAUUGUCUCGCCCAAGUAUGAGCCUCGCAAGGACGCCAAUCCCGUGCUCUCGGGUCUGCCCCUCGUCAUCGCCUCUAGCCUCAUAACCCACUCCUCCUUCUUGGCCAAAAUAUUCUACAAUAAUGCAGGCCUGCAAAAGAUCAAGGAUCUGCCGUUUCUCGAUAAUGUUCCAUACACUUUUCAUCCUCUUGUCGUUCCCCUCGGCCACAAUGGCCCCAUGGUCGAGCUGAGCGAAGCGCAGCUCAACCCCAAAAACAGAGGCGAAACGCAUCACUACACCGCCAGCGACUACCAUGCCAUGUACAAAUCGGGCCACGUCACCCCCUUGCAAGUCGCCGAGACUCUUCUGUCCCUCACCAGCAAAUACGCAAAGGAGUCCUCCGUGUACCAGGAUGCGUGGGCCGACUCCCACGGGGCUGACCAGCUCGCUCUCGACGCGGCCAAGGCGUCUACGCAGCGAUGGGCCGCAGGUAAGCCCCUCGGCAUAUUGGACGGUGUUCCGAUCGGUGUCAAGGAUGACCUCUCGGUUCAAGGCUACAUUGACCACGAUGGAAUGGCGUACCAGAAAGGCGUUCCUUUCUUCAAGCCAGCGGAAGCGACUGUAUGGCCUGUGCAGGCACUUCAAGCUGCCGGCGCUGUCGUCAUUGGAAAGAACAGGAUGCAUGAGCUAGGAUCAGACACCAACGGCCUCAACCCACACCAGGGAACCCCCACGAACCAUCUUAAUGACCAGUACUACCCCGGUGGCUCAUCAUCCGGCGCCGGCUCUUCUCUUGGCGCUGGGGUCAUACCGAUCGCUGUAGGCACAGACGCCGGUGGCAGCGUGCGUUUUCCAGCUGUUUAUAACGGCGUAUACGGCUUAAAGCCAUCUCACCACCGCACCUCGGAGAUGAACAGCACCAUGUGCGUUACCGGCCCCAUGGCUGCCAACGUGGCUGACUUGACCAUUGCCUACCGCAUCAUGUCGCAGCCCGACCCCAAGGCGUCCAUCCAAAGCAAGUUUGCGGUAUCUCAGCCGCCGGCCGCCGGCAGCACAAAGUACAUUGGCGUCGAUCGCGCCUGGUGGGGUGCUUCGGACCCUCGCGUCGUUGACGCUUGCGACAAGGCGCUCGACCACUUUAUAUCACGGGGCUAUGAGCUUGUCGACAUUACCAUUCCCUACAUCGACGAGGCGCAGACCGCGCACGGAGGCGUUACGAUUGCCGAGAUGACAGAGGCCGCUCGCCGCCGAGGCGGCGACAAUACGAGCUGGACAGGCCUCAUUGGCCCCGUCAACAAGCUGGUUCUGGCUCUAGGACUCGAGACCAAUGCCGCAGAUCUUCUCAAGUUCAACUCCAUGCGCACGCUCAUCAUGCGCCACAUGGCCUGGCUAUUCCAGAAGUACCCGGGGCUGCUCAUUCUGACGCCCACCGCUCCAUUCCUAGGCUGGGAGAAGAAGGCCGCGCAUGCCAAGUACGGUGUCAGUGACGGCGACAAGACGUUCCUCAGCAUGAUCUACGUGUUCCUCGCCAACAUUGCCGGUCUUCCGGCACUGACAGCGCCCAUCUCCUACGCUGAUCCUGACCAGGGCGAGGGCAAGGUGUGCAUCGGCAUGAUGGCGACGGGUGAAUGGGGCGCCGAGGAGGCUCUGCUGGCUUGGGCAGCGGAUGCCGAGACGUAUCUGCACGAAGUCUACCCCGAAGGACGCAGAAGACCGAAGACCUGGGUUGACGUGCUGGACCUGGCCGCGAAGCAGAGCACAGCGUAG
This is a messenger RNA of Akanthomyces muscarius, 1863 nucleotides long. RefSeq lists its product as uncharacterized. The transcript is spliced from 5 exons. Lineage: Eukaryota; Fungi; Ascomycota; Sordariomycetes; Hypocreales; Cordycipitaceae. Gene Ontology annotation, molecular function: catalytic activity. Bases 1 to 1863 code for a protein of 620 amino acids. The record is from RefSeq and is a predicted model, not a curated record.